This is a messenger RNA of Gryllus bimaculatus (two-spotted cricket), 5100 nucleotides long. Lineage: Eukaryota; Metazoa; Arthropoda; Insecta; Orthoptera; Gryllidae. The record is from the annotation of a GenBank genome assembly.
ACAUUUUCCACGGAAAGUACGUCAAGAAAGUUUCUUUUUGUUAUUGUUGACAAUGCUGUUUUGUUCUCGAAGAAAAUGCGUGAAUUAUUUCUGUUAUUAACGAUAUUAUUUUACACUAUGGUGCAGUGAUAUUAAAAUGUGUUUUUGUUGGAAUAACUGUAGGCGAAAUAUAUUUCCGCACUUUCGAAGACCCAACUGCGGCUCCCUUAAUAUUACGCAGGUAUUUUCGUGGCCACGCAAUGCCUCACAACUGUGAGGUGUGGUGUCCGCCAGAGCGUGUGCCAGCCUCCUCUUGGGGCACAGCAGGAUGAGUGCAGUGGAUCAAGCAGAGUUCCAUUCUAGAGGAGACCACAGUUUUAAUGAGAACUCGCCAAGGCCACCAAUUCCAGGUGAAGAGACAGAAGUACCUGAUUUGGCAGGCUCCCAGUCUCCUGGUGCCGGCCCUAGUUAUCCAUCAUGGAGCUCUGCUUUGAAGUACAGCAAAGGGGGCAGCUCCCCAGUGCUGACCCCCCGACGAUCCAGUAUUGCUUGUAACCCUUCCAAUAUAGAAGAUCCUGGUGCUCCUUUAGGUUUUGAACCAGAAGGCAGUUGUGCCAGUGGUUGUGGUGAUGGUUCCUUUAUGGAGGGGGGAGGCUCUCGGUCACCUCCCCCCUACCUCCGCUGGGCUCGUAAUCUGCACAGUUUACUUGAAGAUUCAGAGGGAGUGGAACUCUUUCGGCGUUACUUGGAACAGGAAGGGAGAGCCCAUGCUGACACCCUCGACUUCUGGUUUGCAUGUGAAGGUCUUAAAAAACAGCAAGACCCUGAAAAAAUCAAUCAGCUGGUCAAAGUUAUUCACAGACGAUUUUUCCUUAAGACACAGUUGGCAAUUCCUGAAGACAUUCGUAAGGAAGUUCAUCGGCGGAUAAAAGAAGGCAAAGAUUCUCUCGAAGGCUAUGUGUUUGAUUCUGUGCAGUCGGAAGUUGAGCGGCUCAUCAACGAGACAACGUAUCCAAAUUUUCUCAAAUCUGACAUGUACUUGCAACAUGUGCAAGUCAUGCAAAAUGGAGAACUGUCAUCUGGGUCUUCUAGUGGGAGUAGUGGAAGCAGUUCAGGUGGCAGAGAACAUUCAGGGAUGGGGUUGGGGAGUGCGCUUCCCACGCUUCAUGAAGACGCCGAACUAGUAACUAGUUGCAGUGGGGGUGGUAGCAUGGGUGGAACACCAGUCACUGGACAAACACACGACCCAUUGCCUCUUACAAGAGACAUGCUAAUGGCUACGCAAAAAAGAAGAGCAUUUGAGUUGAGGCCGAAACCUGAAGCAUAUGCAGGGAUGUAUUUGCAGCAUGCUCAUUACCAGUACCAUCCCCCCCACGCCCACCCUGCAUACUCCUCUUAUAACCCAGUAUCAAGGCAAGAUAGUGAACUGCAGUCCCUCAGCUCGGAUGCUCGGACAGAAUCUGACAACAUGUCUCUCACAGACAGCUCUGUAGAUGGCAUGUCAGUUGGGCGUAAUAGAAUGUCAAAAAAGCAAUAUAUUAGGCAAUGCAAACAAAUUAAGGAAAGUGCUAGCAUGAACAGGGAUCCUUAUAUGCAUCAUACUGUCAUACCUCGCACGCAGCGCAUUCAGAAGGAACAGAUUUAUCCUAUGAGGCCCAAUGAAUUUGCUGCUAUUCUCAUUGAAAAAUUGGAAGUCGUGAAGAAAGACCAAGAGGCUCAAGAUAAACUGGACAGAAAAUUGCAAGAGGGAGAAAUGGUUGGAGGCUGCGAUGAAAGCUGUGUUAUGGAUCCUGUGUCAGCCCCAAGAACAUUAGCAGAUGCUAUCAGAGAGAAACUGAUGGUUGAUGAUGAUAGUGAUCAAGCUAUUCUCGUCCAAAUUUAUGUGAGCUCUCUUUUAUCAGAUCAACACGUGUCACGAGUUUGGUCGGACCUCACCCCUUCAAGAUCACCAGGCUUGGUGUCACCUCGACCAAGGUCUCCUGAAGGGCGCAGACGUGCUGCAAUGGUUGCCACCGCAAUGCCUCCUGCUGUUCUUCCUCCAAAUAAAAUAAUUCAGGGUGUUGGUAUUGCCCAGCCUCCAAUCCCACCUUGCACUGCAAAUCCGUCCCAUUUCAGCAGUGGAGGUGCAAUUCACAGUGUGCCUCAUCCAUAUCUCUCCCAUUCCCGCACUUCGUAUUGCCCACGGCAUCCACGCAAAGAAAAAGAUGUGUUUUCAACAUUCUCGUCUGACUCAGGAAAUGUGCAUGAUUUUACUGAAGGCUCUGAACAUAAGCAUCACAUGCCCAAAAGCAAAUCCAUGCCUGAUUAUCAAGAAGCUCAAAAGCAAGAUGUGUACUCUCCCUUGCAAGGUUAUGAUCCUAGAUUUCGGCAAAGUAGAGAUGUAUGUAGAAGAUCAAGUAGUAAAAAGACACUUACUGAUCUUACUGAUAGUGGUGUAAGUGUAGUUUCAGACAGCACACCAGUGAUUCCAGCAAGCAGUCAGUGCAAAGACAAUAGAGUUUUGUCAUGGCUUAUGGAAAGCGAGAAGAGCGCAAGUACUUCUCAUUCACACAGUGAACGAGAUGUUGGCGCCUCCAACAAGCACAGUAAAAUGCGUUGUGCUGGGAAUAGUGCUACAUCUCCUGUUGCUCCAAGGCAUAGUCGGAAGCCUACAGUACCUUACACCAGUUCGCGCUCUGGUUCCUUGGAACGUGCUGGGGGAUGUGGAGGAGCAUGGGGGGGACCAGGGCCUGCUCAACCGUUUGUAGCAGAUCCUUCCAUGCCGCCUCUACCCAUGCCUCACACAGAUACUCAGCUGGAGGAGGCCAGGAGGCGAUUGCUGGAAGAAGAGGGCCGUGUAAAAGGAGGAAGGCAACGGUACAGUACAACAAUGAAGACCUCAGCUGUUCAUAGUCCUACAGAUUUGCCAGUGUCGGGGCAGUCAACAUUGAGGAAAGGGGGGCGAAGUGGACGAACAGGGCCUACACUGCCAGGUGAUGGAUCUGAGUUCACGACUGUUGUGUUCUCAUUCUGUGAUGAACAGUUUCCAUAUCGGACUAAGAUACCAGGGCGUUCUGUGACACUUCGGCAGUUCAAAGAAUAUCUUCCCAAGAAAGGCAGCUACAGGUUUUUCUUCAAAACGGAAUGUGAAGAUCUAGAUAUGAAGGUUAUUCAAGAAGAAAUUACUGAUGAUAAUGAUGUCCUUCCUUUGUGGGAAGGAAAAGUGAUGGCUCAGGUCAAACCAAUUGAGUGAUGUGUGACUUCAUCUGGGAUAUGUAAAUGGACUAGUUGAAGCUUGUGCCUUUUAUCAGAACUUUAAUCAGUAAGAAUAAAGUGUUCCUGUAAAUGAAAUGAACAGUGAUGUGCAUUUUUAUUCAAUUAGUACAAGAGUUAGUGACAUUGUGUGCAAAAUAUGUAAAUCACCUUUCCCACUGCUCAUCUUAUGUUCAUUUUGUUGGCUUCAUUUUCUUUUUUGUCAUCAUUUGCAGAAUAGGCUGGUCACUUCUGCUUGAAGUUGUAAGAUAGUUAUGUUGGGAAUGUCGCUGAGUGGCAGCUCAUCAUGUGAAACAUUGUAAUUAUUUACAUUAGAGUACAUUUAUUAUAAGUAAGUUAAAAUACCUCGUUUAAUGUCAAAUCACGUUUAGGUGUAUGUCUUCGUAGAAUUUGUUUCUUGUAUUUUUAAUUUAUGGUAUUUAAUUACAUUUCUCACUCCUUUUUUGCACUUCUGUAAUGUAUUUGUUUAUUUAUGAAUUGUUUUGGUGAGCCAACUUUUAUACAGAGUUGUAAUGGCUCAGAAGUAUAUUAUCUUCAAGUGGAUUUAAUAUAAAUCUGAACUUGGUGGAAAUGUGCAGUGAGAUGAGUUUUGCCUUAAAUGUACACUGUUGUAUUAAUGUGAAAGCAAUUUGUUGAAAAUAAGAUUACAUGUCUCUUUUCCCAUGCCAAAUUUUUUCUAUCUGCUUUUUAUAUUUGUCGAAGGAAAUUUAUUUAUAGCUCAUGUUUUACUUAUUGAAUCACAAAAUAUUUAUUUUUGGAGAUGAUAUUAUGUGCCUAAUUUGGUAAUAACAAAUAUUUGUAUUUGAAAUAAUGUGACUGUACUUGUAUAUAUUGGAAUACUAGUAGUUAUUAAUUUUGAAAUUUAAAAAUUUGUAUUUGCUGUUUGAUUUUUGAUUUGUCAUAGGUGACAACAGCUUUCUUGAAAAAUACAGUGGUUAAUCUAGUGGCAAGAAUAUGGAGUUAAUGGGUACAUGAAGUAUUUGUAAAUAGUAUCAUGAUCAGGAAGCACUGCUAACUGCACAAAUGGAACUUGGAGAUGGUUUUGUAUUAUCUAACUUCACCUCAAAGGCAUUUAAUUAUUUAAACUGAUGAGUUUAUUUUUACCAGUUUCAUAGAGAAGUUAUGAAAGUUACUUCCAUUAUAUUGUGUGAAUUUUCUAAAAUGGCACUUCAUAAUAUUGUAUAUGAAAUAGCAUUUAUUAACUAAUUUUCCAAAAUAUGGGAAGUUAAUUGAAAGGAUAUGUGAACAGAAUAAAUUUUUCUAUGAAACUUUAUACUUUCAACUCUUAACAGCCUCUUUGAGUAGUCGGCCUAGCUGUGGGGUAUAUUCUUUGCCUGUUUGGGUUAUUUAUUACCAGUGGAAUUGAAUCUUUCUCUAUAAAUUUGAAAUUGCUGGCUAUAUAUUUUCCUCCAUUAAUAUCCCUGAGUAGUUGUCUAACUACAAAGUAAUUGAAUCAUUACAACACAUCUUCAGUUGUGUUGGGGAAGAAAGUUUAUCUUGCCAACUUGCACCCUUUACCACAGUUUUGUUUGUUAUUUUUUGUGCCUGUUACCUUCUAAAUAUGUAGGUGUACAUUCCAGCAAUACUUAUUCUUUUCUGAGAGAAGGUAACUUUUGAAUACAAACAUUUAAUAUGUAACUUUUAAAUGUUUUGAUUGACAUAUUUGUUUAAUGUUUGCCUAAUACAUAGUAUAGUAUGUUGAAUUGCUGUUUCUGUGUAUGAUCACCAUGCAGAAUUUCUUUUGUUGCCAUGAUCUACUGUUGUUUCUACCAGGUAUAAUGUAUAUUAAGUCUACUUCUAUUUUGUUACUCAAAAACUGUACAGUAUCCUUUUAUCGUUUUACAACAUAUAUGAAAACCAUUUGCAAAA